AUGGCUGCACGCUCGGCUCUACACGAAGGAGCCAACCCCGAGGCAAAACCGUCGGUAAAGCUCGGAGACCGUCCAUCCGAAAGCUUCCAACGGGUGCUCGGGGCCUGCUCUUUGGUUAUUCAACUGCUAAUAUUUUGCGGAGGUUACUACUUGUGGCCGUCUCUAGUUCCCGUCCCAAAGGCUAGGGACUUCGACACGAAAGCCGUCUACACGCUCCGCUGUCUCCUUCCACCUCUCCUCGCCCUCGCCUUCGCAAUUGUCAAAGUCGCCAUGAUGAGAUUCCUUGGGUAUGCCAAGAAUCCGAUGGGCAAAGACGAGCUAAUUCAAAAGGACAAGAACUUUCUCCAGAACACACUAGAGCAGCUGGCGUUGUUCUUACUCACUGUAGGCGCAGUAAUGACCUACCUGGAAGGAGAGGAAAUGCGUCUGAUUCCGCUCCACAGCUUCACCUUUUUUAUUGGCAGGAUUCUGUAUCGUCUGGGUUAUCCUGACUACAGGAUUGUUGGUUUUUUUAUGACUGUUUUUCCUAGUGCCGUUUUAGGAGGGCUUACUGUGUAUUUUAUGUUUACUCGUGGGUUUGAUAGCUAA
Geodia barretti is the source of this 588-nucleotide messenger RNA. The record is from the annotation of a GenBank genome assembly. Lineage: Eukaryota; Metazoa; Porifera; Demospongiae; Tetractinellida; Geodiidae.